AUGUGUAAACGCGGUAAAGAUGCUGAAUAAAUUCAUACUAGCGGUGUGCAUUUCUGUUGUUUUAUCAGAAACACUUGACUGUACAGGUCAACAUCGCUACAGUGCCAGAGGUACCGGAUAUUACCCAGCUGAUGAUCCAAUCGAAGGAGGAUUUUUAGACAGACUUGGACAUCCAUUACAUACACUUCAAGACUUCCUUGAUGGUAAAGCGUCAUGGGUCAGUGUUGCAAUGGAUAGAUACCUACAUUUGCCUUAUGGCACGCAUGUUUGCAUCCCAGAUUUGAACCAUAAAUACCAUCGAGUUAUUCCCUUCAGGGUUGUUGACACAGGAUCUGCAUUCAGUCAUAAAGGAUAUGGAAGAAUUGAUAUUUGUACCAGAUCACAACACGAUUCCUACGACAACACAAUCAAUGGGCACAUAACAUUAGUAUUUCAUUGAAUUGACCGAUUGAAUAAAAUAUAAUGGAUCAACAGUUUUAUUCAAAAUUAGAGUACUGAUUUCAAUAUUUUCACAUUAAAGUUUAGCCAAGAGUAGCUAGAGAAUAGAAAUGUGAUAUCCUAGACUUCUUCCGUUCCGAUGUAAGAUCCUUACAAAAGGGGAGACCCGUAAACCUGCACAAAACCUAUAACAGAUGUAAUUUUGUUUAGUCUAGGCAUGUCAGAAUCAGGGCCCCUGUUGGAAAAAACAUCUUCCAGGUUUUUCGAUACGAUAUUUAUUAAAGUGGUUUUACGUGUGUCUGUUUUCUUGUUAUCUAUCAUACCGGCUCUGUAGAUUUAGAUUGUUUUUUUAUCUAAACUUAUUUUUAAAGUACAUUUUGGUAUGUCCCUUUUGUUAUGCCACUGAUCCAGUUUAAAAGUGUUAGGAUUGAGUGGUCAAGAACAAUAGCUCAACUCACCAUUUGUGCA
Molecule: messenger RNA, 906 nt
Organism: Mytilus californianus (California mussel)
Lineage: Eukaryota; Metazoa; Mollusca; Bivalvia; Mytilida; Mytilidae
Exons: 5
Coding region: 20-439 (139 amino acids)
Source: RefSeq, a predicted model, not a curated record